Messenger RNA from Carassius auratus (goldfish), 2431 nucleotides. It is a transcript of the gene cfbl, whose product is annotated as complement factor b, like. The record is from RefSeq and is a predicted model, not a curated record. NCBI's taxonomy places the organism in Eukaryota, Metazoa, Chordata, Actinopteri, Cypriniformes, Cyprinidae. The transcript is spliced from 18 exons. The coding region runs from base 54 to 2318 and encodes 754 amino acids. Gene Ontology annotation, cellular component: extracellular region; extracellular exosome. Gene Ontology annotation, molecular function: serine-type endopeptidase activity. Gene Ontology annotation, biological process: response to bacterium; proteolysis; complement activation.
GAGUCCUUCUCUGGCCGUUGUUUCAUUUGCUGUGUGAAUCUGACAAGAGCAUCAUGGAGUGUGAACCGUGGAUGAAUCUAUUCCUGCUCGCUGUACUGUGUCCUCUCAUAACCGGUGCUCCGUCCUCUAUUUCGUGCCCGGAUGAGAAUCUCAGUAUUAGUGGAGGGAGAUAUUCUUUCUCAAAAGAUGGGAGCGUUGUAAGAUACGAAUGUUCAGAAGGCUAUUACCCAACCAUUACGGUCCGUCGCUGUAUCAAAGGAAAAUGGAACCCGUUGCCCAAAAGAAGACAACCAAAAUGCCAGAAAAUCACAUGUCCUGAUCCACGUGGUUUCAAAAAUGGAGACGUGUAUCCAUAUCAGAGGCAGUAUUUUGUGAAUGACACGACCAACUACUCGUGUCAGUCUGGCUACGAUUUCCGUGGCUCGGGGACUCGAGUUUGCCAGGGGAAUGGGAAAUGGAGUGGAGGCACACCAGUCUGUGGAAGAAACUCUGAUUACUGUCCUGAUCCUGGGGUUCCCGCGGGCUCUUCAAUAACAGGCAACAUGUUUAAUAUAGACGACAAAGUCACGUACCGCUGUGAAAAUAAAUUGACUCUGAUUGGUUCCAAAGAACGAGUGUGUCAGGAGAACGGCCAGUGGUCAGGAACAGAGCCGGAAUGUUACGCUGAUUUCACAUACGACAGCCCAGAGGAAGCAUCGGAAGGUUUCAGCAGUUCUCUAAAGUCAAAUCUAGCGGUUUCUCAACAAUAUGAAGGAACAGAUCAGUUUGGGAAAAAAAUACGAGUGGGUAGUGGAGGGAAGAUUGAUAUCUACAUUGCUCUGGAUGUAUCUGACAGCAUAGACGAAGAGGACUUCGUAAAGGCAAAAGGUGUCAUCAAAACACUCAUAGAAAAGAUCAGUUAUUACGAAGUCUCCCCAAACUAUGAGAUCCUGAUUUUUGCCACAGAUGUUGCACGGAUAGUCUCCAUGAGGGACUUCAAGAGCGGGCAAAAAAAUAAUCUGUUAGAAAUUCUUAAAAAACUGAAGGAUUAUGAAUAUAACAGUAAAGGUGAUCGAACGGGAACUAAUAUCGCCCAGGCUUAUAAGAGCAUUUUAGAAAGUAUGCAAAUAGAGCAGAUGAGGAAUAAAGAGGAAUUCAAGAAGACCCAACAAAUCGUCAUCAUGUUCACUGAUGGUCAGGCCAACAUGGGUGGUAAUCCGAAACAAUGGGUGGACCAGAUCAAAGAUCUUGUUAAAAGAAAUACUCCUUUAGAGGAGGAGGAACAACUUGACCUGUAUGUGUUUGGAAUGGGAGAUGAUGUGAAUGCUGAGGACAUUAAUGAUUUGAAGACUGACAGGGGAAAUGAGAAGUUUUUCUUCAAGCUUAAGAACUUGGAUGAUUUGCAGGAGACAUUUGACAGCAUGAUUGAUGAGGGCACCAGUGUAGCAUUAUGUGGACUUCACAGAGAUUACGACGAUGGCACUGAUUCCCACAAACGUCAGCAAUACCCCUGGUUGGCAAAGAUUAGUGUGACUCGCAACAAUGGAAAAAUUUCAAAUUGCAUGGGGUCACUAGUCACCUCAAGCUUUAUCUUGACCGCGGCUCACUGCUUCCGGUUUGGUGACACACCUGAUAGAAUAACUGUUGAUUUGGGUUCAGAUACUAAAGGAAUAAAAGUGAAAGAUUACAUACCUCAUCCUCUCUAUAACAUUGAAGCAAAACAGAAAUUGGGAAUACCUGAAUAUUAUGAAUUUGACGUGGCUCUUAUUCAGUUGGAGAACCCUGUAAUUAUGGAUAUUGGUCUUCGGCCAAUCUGCAUCCCCUGCACCAAGGAAACAAGUGGAGCUCUGAGACUUUCAGAUAGAGAAGGAACAUGCAAAAAACAACAGGAAGAGCUAAUGAGUGCAGAAACUGUGAAAGCUUCUUUCAUGUCGGUCAUCGGACAAAGCAUUAAGAAGAAACUAAUCACAAUCAAGCAGGGAAAAUGGCGGGAUGCUUGUGUUGAAGAUGCCAAAAAAGCUGAAGGAAUUACUGCGAAAAAUGCUAAAGAUAUUGUUACGGAUAAUUUUCUGUGCAGCGGUGGUACUGAACCUACUGUAGAUGAUAUUGCCUGCAAAGGUGACUCUGGUGGGGCCACUUUUGUGGUUCCUGGCGAUCGAAUGGUCCAGGUGGGUGUCGUCAGCUGGGGAGUGAAGAACGUGUGCAAAGACAACCGGAACCCUAGAUCUGAUUCAAACACAAGAGAUUACCAUACAAGUCUUUUCAGUCCAGAAGUACGCACAUUCCUUAAACGCUACCUUGGAGAUGAGAAAUUGGGAACCCCUCUUACGUUCCUGUGAACAUCAUGUUUAACAGUAUUCUGUUUCUCUGUUCUGUUUAUGGCUUUGGAAUUUGCAAGAAAUGUGACACAGUAAAAAUAUUGGGAAAUAAUAAAAAAGGAAUUUCAUAUUAA